Messenger RNA from Fusarium pseudograminearum CS3096, 2307 nucleotides. RefSeq lists its product as uncharacterized. NCBI's taxonomy places the organism in Eukaryota, Fungi, Ascomycota, Sordariomycetes, Hypocreales, Nectriaceae. Gene Ontology annotation, molecular function: GTPase activity; GTP binding. Bases 1 to 2307 code for a protein of 768 amino acids. The transcript has 3 exons. Gene Ontology annotation, cellular component: mitochondrion. The record is from RefSeq and is a predicted model, not a curated record. Gene Ontology annotation, biological process: ribosome disassembly; mitochondrial translation.
AUGAUACCCAGCUACAGAACAUACGAAAUAUUGGCAUCAUUGCUCAUGUUGAUGCUUGGUGUGACGCAACGAGUCGGAGAUGUCGACUCUGGAAAUACGGUGACAGACUUUCUCGACUUGGAGAGAGAACGAGGCAUCACCAUUCAAUCAGCAGCCAUCACAUUCAACUGGCCUCUUCACCAAUCACUUGCUCCUGGUGAACAUGCAAAGACAAUCAAUCUCAUCGAUACACCCGGUCAUCAAGACUUUCGUUUCGAGGUCGAUCGCUGUCUUCCCAUUCUCGAUGGAGCAGUCUGCAUUAUCGAUUCAGUCAAGGGCGUUGAAGCCCACACAGAACGAGUAUGGGGAUCUGCCCACGAGUUUAGAGUACCACGUAUUGUGUAUUGCAACAAGCUCGAUCGAGAGGGUGCUUCUUUCAAAAAGGCUGUUCUCGAGAUCGGAACGCGUCUCAAAGGCUGGCCACUUGUCUGCCAAAUUCCUUGGUGGGAGAAGGAAGACUUUGUUGGUGUAAUUGAUAUCGUCAACCGAGUGGGAUAUCGAUGGAAGUCUGAGCGUGAGAAAACUGUCUACAACACUGCACAGCUGAAAGAGAAGCUUUCAAGUUCCAACAAAGACCUUCUUCCUGAGAUUGAGACUGCACGACAGGCUUUAGUCGAAGGCCUUGCGGAUUUAGACGAUGCUAUCAUGGACGAAUUUCUCGCCGAAAAUGAAAACAUCGAUGCGGCUGUGAUCAAGCAGGCUAUCCGAAGAGUCAUCCGAGAAGGUGAUGGGCGUGUCAUUCCUGUAUUUGCAGGUUCCAGUUUCCGUCACAUCGGCGUUGAGCCAUUGAUGGAUGCCAUCACAGAUUAUCUACCAAGUCCGGAUGAGCGCCCAUCUGCAGAGGUUCGCGUUGGUUCAACAAAACAACGCUUGAUCGAAGUGCUCGACAACAGUCCCAAGUCCGCGAGAGGACAAGUCUCUUCAAUCGCUUCAGUCUUUAAGGUCUUUAACCAUCCCAAGGAGGGUGUAAUCAGUUUUGUGCGAGUUUACCACGGCACUCUUACCAGAAACGCAGCAAGUUUCAACACCAACAUUUUAGCAAAUGAAAAGCCUAUGGGAAUUCUUCAAAUCUCUGCAAGCCAAACACAAGAUAUUCAAACAUUAGGGGUCGGUCAAAUCGGAGCUUUGAGAGGUUUGAAGAAAGCUCGAACUGGUGACACGCUCAUCACGAUGAACGGAAACAAACCUAUUCCUGAAUCUUUCCGUCAUGUCAAGAUUCGGCCACCUGAGAUUCCACCACCAGUGGCUUUCUUGCAGGUCGACCCCUACGGCAACGUUGCCGCCCAACAACUUCAGAUCGCGCUAGAGAACACUACAAGAGAGGAUCCCAGUCUACGAUACAGUCGGGACCCCAAGACUGAGCAGUUCACCAUCCAAGGUAUGGGCAAGCUGCAUCUUGACGUUUCACUUUACAACAUGAAGCAAAAGUACAAGAUCGAUGCCGACUUUGGUCCUAUCGAGGUAGAUUACAAGGAAUGUGUCACAGAGCCUACGCGGCCUCAGCACGUCGUCUUUGACCGUCCCGUCGCGAGCAAGCCCGGCAAAGUGUCGUGUAGCGUUACUCUGGAACCACUUGAGGAACACCACCGAGAAACAUUACUGGAGUCUAGUGUUGAACGCGACGGGAACAUAUACCACGUCGUGAUUCCUUUGGCAGAAGGCGCUGCCACUCUGAACUUUGACCCGGAGGAAGCGAGGGCGCAGCUCCUCAACGGCGCUAUUGCAGGUCUCGCGAGGGGUCCUCGUCGUGCAGCUCCCGUUCACGGGUGCAAUGUAACCAUCACACUAGACACGGAACCCGGAGCCUGCGAAACUCCCACCGGCGGGCAUUUCAGCAGUGCCUCCAGGUCGGCAGUGCAGGCUUCUCUACGCGAUGCUUUUGAGAAGGAGCAGAUCGGCGUGCUGGAACCCAUUAUGCUUGUCAACAUUACCUGUCCGGAGGUUGUAGCCGGUGCGGUGCAGCACGACGUCACAGCUGGUGCCGGUGGUCAAGUGCUGGAGGUCAACGAUAGAUCCGCCGAGUCUACAGGUGAAGACCACAUUGAUGUGUCCAAGAUCUAUACUCCUCCUGACCCGUACGACUCUAUUACUUCGCUGCGUGGUAAGAAGUCUACGGCUCGUGUGGUUGAGAUUAUUGCCAAGGUUCCGUACAAGGAGAUGUUGGAUUAUGAUAAUCAUUUGAGAAGCAAGACUGCAGGUCGGCACUCGAUGACCAUGUUCUUUGACUCUUUUGCCAAGGUUGUUGGACAUCGUGAGAAGAGCUUGUAG